GCUGCACGAACACUGAGCAGCUGAAUAUAAUAAUAUCGUGUAUUCAGUUUAAAUUAUUGAUUUUAGAGUAGAUUAUUAUUUAAGACAACAUGGGGGACUCCCUGGACGGGAGCGAGAGUGCCCCAGAGGCGCAGAAUGUCGUCGUGGUCGACUUCCAAGACUUCGCAAAUUAUCUGCGGCGAGCCGCAACGGUACUUUUGCCUGAAGACGACAUUGUACCACCGGCGCUGAAUGCCUCUCUCGAGGAUAAAGUGAACCAAGACUGCAUUAGGAAAUUCAUUUCCGACCCGCAAGUGUCUUCUCUGUAUGUUCAACGGUUCUCCUCAAAAGAAGAUGACAAUGAGCAGCCCACAGAGGGAGAGGAAGAAAAAGAAGCUGUUACCUACCAGAUCAGCACUGAGGUACACUUCACCUCACCCCGAGUGGCUGCCUUUGUGUGCAUCAAGAGAGGAGCAGUCAUUGAAGCUGACAAGUCCAUCCACAGUCAGCUUCGUCUCAUUAACCUGUCCGAUGGCUCGCCAUAUGAGACCCUGCAUGCUUUCAUCAGCAAGACCAUGGCUCCGUUCUUCAAAAGCUAUGUCAAAGAGAGUGGGAGAGCUGACAGGGAUGGAGACAAGAUGGCGCCAUCUGUUGAGAAGAAGAUAGCAGAGCUGGAGAUGGGCUUGCUGCAUCUGCAGCAGAACAUUGACAUUCCGGAGAUCACCCUCCCAGUGCAUCCCCUUGUGGCUGCCGUCAUUAAAAGGGCGGCGGACGAGGGUCGAAAACCACGCGUGGCUGAUUUCGGUGACAAAGUGGAAGACUCCACAUUCCUUAACCAACUCCAGAACGGCGUUAAUCGCUGGAUUAAGGAAAUACAAAAGGUCACCAAAUUGGAUCGCGAUCCCUCCAACGGGACCGCGCUGCAGGAGAUCUCAUUCUGGCUGAAUCUGGAGAGAGCCCUCCAUCGCAUUCAGGAGAAACGAGAGAGCAUCGAGGUGGCUUUAACUCUGGAGAUCCUGAAAUACGGCAAGCGCUUCCACGCCACCGUGUCCUUCGAUACGGACACCGGGCUCAAGCAGGCGCUGGCCACCGUCUCCGACUACAACCCCCUCAUGAAGGACUUCCCUAUUAACGACCUGCUCAGCGCUACCGAGCUGGAAAGGAUCAGAUUGGCGGUGCAGCAGAUCUUCUCGCAUCUCCGCAAGAUCCGUUCCACGAAGUACCCCAUCCAGCGCGGCCUGAGGCUCGUCGAAGCUAUCUCUCGAGAUCUCGGACAACAACUCCUGAAGGUACUCGGCACGCGGCGCCUCAUGCAUAUUCCGUUCGAGGACUUCGAGCGAGUCAUGACACAGUGCUUCGAAGUAUUCUCUUGCUGGGACGACGAGUAUGAAAAGCUACAGGGUCUAUUACGUGACAUUGUGAAGAAGAAGCGAGACGAACACCUCAAGAUGGUGUGGCGAGUGUCUCCCUCGCACAAGCGGCUACAGGCGCGUAUGGAGCACAUGCGCCGCUUCCGUCGCCACCACGAGCAGCUGCGGACUGUCAUGCUCAGGGUGCUCCGCCCCCGCGCCAACGUGGCGCUGGAGCCGGCGGCGGGCGAGCCGGCGCAGCCGCUGUCGCUGCCCAUGGACGCCGCCGACGCCAACGCCAUCGCCGAGGUCAACCUCGCCUACGAGAACGUUAAGGAAGUCGACUGUCUCGACAUCUCGAGGGAGGGCUGCGACGCUUGGGAAGCGGCUGUGAGGCGAUAUGAAGAUAGGAUCGAUCGCGUCGAGACCCGCAUCACGGCCCAUCUCCGCGACCAGCUCGGUACAGCCAAGAAUGCGAACGAAAUGUUCCGCAUAUUUUCCCGCUUCAACGCUCUUUUUGUGAGACCACAUAUCAGGGGAGCUAUAAGGGAAUACCAGACCCAGCUCAUACAGAGAGUGAAGGAUGAUAUCGAGGCUUUGCACGAGAAAUUUAAGGUUCAAUACCCUCAAUCGAAGUGCAGCCGCCUGUCUCUGGUGCGUGACUUACCCCCGGUGGCUGGGUCCAUCAUUUGGGCCAAGCAGAUCGAUCACCAGCUCACCGCCUACUUGAAGAGAGUGGAAGAUGUUUUGGGUAAGGGAUGGGAGAACCACAUUGAAGGGCAGAAACUGAAAGCCGACGGUGACAGCUUCCGUCUUAAAUUGGACACCCAAGAAGUCUUCGACGAUUGGGCUCGUAAGGUACAACAACGCAACCUCGGCGUGUCCGGGCGCAUCUUCGCGAUCGAGUCCGUGCGCGCGCGCUCCAGCAAGACCGGCACCAUCCUCAAGCUGAAGGUGAACUUCCUGCCGGAGAUCAUCACGCUCUACAAGGAAGUGCGCAACUUGAAGAAUCUCGGAUUCAGAGUGCCUUUAGCUAUUGUUAACAAGGCACACCAAGCGAAUCAACUGUACCCAUUCGCUAUAUCUCUCAUCGAGAGUGUGCGUACUUAUGAGCGCACCCUAGAGAAGAUCCGCGAUAAAGCAUCCAUAAUCCCCCUGGUGGCCGGCCUGCGCCGCGACGUGCUGAACCAAGUGUCGGAGGGCAUGGCGCUCGUGUGGGAGUCCUACAAGCUGGACCCCUACGUGCAGAAGCUCAGCGAAGUGGUCCUGCUGUUCCAGGAGAAGGUGGAAGACCUCCUAGCGGUUGAAGAGCAGAUCUCGGUAGACGCACGUUCACUAGAGACGUGCCCGUACUCCGCGCAGAGCCUCGCCGAGAUCCUGGGGCGGCUGCAGCGCGCCAUCGACGACCUGUCGCUCCGGCAGUACAGCAACUUGCAUCUGUGGGUGCAGCGCUUGGACGAGGAGGUCGAGAAGAGCCUAGCGGCUCGCUUGCAAGCCGGCGUGGAAGCUUGGACGGCGGCCCUCCUCGGCAAGAGCAACGAGCUCGACUUAUCCAUGGACACUUAUUCCCCCGCCGAGCCCACGCACAAACCCGGCGGAGAGCCCCAGAUCGCGCGCGUGGUGCAUGAGGUCCGCAUCACCAACCAGCAGAUGUACCUGUUCCCGUCGCUGGAGGAGGCGCGCUUCCAGCUCAUGCGGCAGAUGUUCGCGUGGCAGGCCGUCGUCACGAGCCAGCACCGCUUGCAGAGCACCAGAUACCAAGUCGGCGUAGCUCGGGCCCAAACUGCGACAUACAGAAACUUGCUCACCAAGCUACCGGGCGCGGCGGCCCCGCUCGAAAAUGCCUACGACGCUAUUGAGCAGAAGAUAUCGCAGGUCCGCGAAUACGUCGACGAGUGGCUGCGUUACCAAGCGCUGUGGGACUUGCAACCCGAAACGCUGUACGGUCGCCUUGGUGAAGACAUCACUUUGUGGAUCAAGUGCCUCAACGAUAUCAAGAAAUCCCGCACAACCUUCGACACGUCCGACACCCGUCGCGAGUACGGGCCCGUAGUGAUCGACUUCGCGCGCGUGCAGAGCAAGGUCGCUCUAAAAUACGACGCGUGGCACAAGGAGGUGCUCGGCAAGUUCGGCGCGCUGCUCGGCGGCGAGAUGGUGCACUUCCACGGCCAGCUCGCCAAGUCGCGCUCGCAGCUCGAGCAACAGACUAUCGAGGCAGCCUCCACCAGCGAUGCGGUAUCCCUGAUUACAUACGUGCAGCAACUCAAGAGGGAAGUGCUUGCUUGGGAAAAACAGGUCGACAUAUACAGAGAGGCGCAGCGCAUCUUGGAACGGCAAAGAUUCCAGUUCCCAGCGCAAUGGCUGCACGUUGAUAAUAUUGAAGGAGAGUGGAGCGCGUUCAAUGAAAUCAUGCGUCGAAAGGAUUCGUCUAUUCAGACCCAAGUCGCAUCUCUCCAACAAAAGAUCGUAGCCGAAGACAAGGCAGUCGAGACUCGUACUCUAGAGUUCCUUACCGAGUGGGAGCGAAGUAAGCCCACCGACGGCUCAACUCGGCCCGAAGAUGCUCUUGCCAGGCUCCAGGCUAUGGAAACGAGAUACACCAAGCUGAAGGACGAGAGAGACAACGUGGCUAAGGCCAAGGAGGCUUUAGAGCUGCAUGAUACAGGAAGCUCGGUGAACAACGAGCGAAUGACAGUGGCGCUAGAGGAGCUGCAAGACCUGCGCGGCGUGUGGGCCUCGCUCAGCAAGAUCUGGACUCAGAUCGACGACAUCCGCGAGAAACCGUGGCUGUCGGUGCAGCCUAGGAAACUUAGGCAACAGCUGGAAGCCAUGCUUAAUGAGCUCAAAGAACUGCCAGCGCGUCUCCGCAUGUACGACAGCUACGAAUACGUUCGCAUACUGCUGCACUCUUACACCAAGGUCAACAUGUUGAUCGUCGAGCUGAAAUCCGACGCACUAAAAGAGCGUCACUGGCGCCAGCUGUGCCGCGCGCUGAAGGUGGACUGGUCGCUGUCCGAGCUGACCCUCGGGCAGGUAUGGGACGCGGACCUGCUGCACAACGAGCACACCGUCAAGGACGUCGUGUCCGUCGCUCAGGGGGAGAUGGCCCUCGAGGAGUUCCUCAAGCAGGUUCGCGAGUCAUGGCAGAGCUACGAGCUGGACUUGAUCAACUACCAGAACAAGUGCAAGAUUAUCCGCGGCUGGGACGACUUGUUCAACAAAGUCAAGGAGCACAUCAACAGCGUCGCUGCUAUGAAGUUGUCGCCUUAUUAUAAAGUAUUCGAAGAAGAAGCUCUAACUUGGGAAGAGAAGCUCAAUCGUAUCAACGCGCUGUUCGACGUAUGGAUCGACGUGCAACGCCGCUGGGUGUACCUCGAAGGCAUCUUCAGCGGCUCGGCCGACAUCAAAACUCUGUUGCCCGUUGAGACUAGCCGCUUCCAGAGCAUCAGUUCCGAGUUCCUGGGGCUGAUGAAGAAAGUUAGCAAGUCGCCGAUGGUGAUGGACGUGCUGAACAUACCGGGCGUGCAGCGCUCGCUCGAGCGACUGGCUGACUUGCUGGGCAAGAUCCAGAAGGCGCUCGGAGAGUAUCUCGAGAGGGAGAGGAGCAGCUUCCCCAGAUUCUAUUUCGUGGGAGACGAGGACCUGCUGGAAAUCAUUGGCAACAGCAAGAACAUCGCCCGCCUGCAGAAGCACUUCAAGAAGAUGUUCGCUGGCGUCGCCGCCAUUAUUCUCAACGAGGAUAACACGGUCAUUAACGGCAUCGCGUCGCGUGAGGGCGAAGAGGUGUACUUCCUAUCGCCCGUCUCCACCGUAGAGAACCCCAAGAUUAACUCGUGGCUGUCUAUGGUCGAGCGAGAGAUGCGCGUGACCUUGGCGUGCAGACUUAAAGAUGCUGUUGGGGACGUCAAGCAGUUCAAAGAUGGAAACGUGGACCCUCAGAAGUUUAUUGACUGGUGCGACAAAUAUCAGGCCCAAAUCGUAGUGCUGGCCGCCCAAAUCCUGUGGUCGGAGGACGUGGACGCGGCGCUGUCCGCGGGCGGCGGCGACGGCCUCAGGAAGGUGCUCGCGCACGUGGAGAACAUGCUCAACAUCCUCGCCGACUCCGUGCUGCAGGAGCAGCCGCCGCUCAGGAGGAGGAAGCUGGAACACUUGAUCAACGAGUUCGUCCACAAGCGAACAGUGACGCGUCGGCUGAUCGCCUCCGACGUGAAUAGCGCGCGCUCCUUCGAGUGGCUCUGCGAGAUGCGCUUCUACUUCGACCCCCGGAACAAUGACGUUCUUCAACAACUGACGAUCCACAUGGCGAACGCUAAGUUCCUGUACGGUUUCGAGUACCUCGGCGUGCAGGACAGACUCGUGCAAACCCCGCUGACUGACCGCUGCUACCUGACCAUGACGCAGGCUCUAGAAGCCCGUCUUGGAGGCUCGCCGUUCGGGCCUGCCGGUACUGGCAAGACUGAGUCGGUGAAGGCUCUCGGCAACCAGCUCGGUCGCUUCGUGCUUGUCUUCAACUGCGACGAGACCUUCGACUUCCAGGCCAUGGGCCGUAUCUUCGUCGGUCUGUGUCAGGUUGGUGCCUGGGGCUGUUUCGACGAGUUCAAUCGUCUGGAGGAGAGGAUGCUGUCGGCCGUGUCGCAGCAGGUGCAGACCAUCCAGGAGGCGCUCAAGAGCCACCAGGAGGGCGACAAUACUGCCAAAUCCAUAACCGUGGAGCUGGUCGGCAAGCAAGUGCGCGUCAGCCAAGACAUGGCCAUAUUCAUAACCAUGAACCCUGGAUACGCGGGCCGCUCCAACCUUCCUGACAACUUGAAGAAGUUGUUCCGCAGUUUGGCCAUGACCACACCGGAUAGGCAGUUAAUCGCUGAAGUCAUGUUGUUCAGUCAGGGCUUCAGGACUGCUGAGAAGCUGGCUUGCAAGAUUGUGCCGUUCUUCAAGCUCUGCGACGAACAGCUGUCGAACCAAUCGCACUACGACUUUGGUCUGCGAGCUCUCAAGUCCGUGCUCGUGUCGGCCGGUAACGUCAAGCGAGAUCGCAUUCAGAAGAUCAAAGAGAAUCUAAUCGAGCGCGGCACCGAAGUCCCCGACGAGGCGUCGAUCGCGGAGUCGCUUCCCGAGCAGGACAUCCUCAUCCAAUCCGUGUGCGAGACCAUGGUGCCGAAACUAGUGGCGGAGGACAUACCGCUACUGUUCUCGCUGCUCAACGACGUGUUCCCGAAUGUUGGCUACACCAGGGCUGAGAUGACUGGCCUGAAGAACGAGAUCCGUACGGUUUGUGCUGAAGAGUUCCUGGUGUGCGGCGAAGGCGACGAGCAGGGCUCCACCUGGAUGGAAAAGGUACUGCAACUAUAUCAGAUCUGCAAACUGAACCAUGGUCUGAUGAUGGUCGGGCCUUCCGGCAGCGGCAAGUCUACCGCGUGGCGCGUGCUGCUCAAGGCUUUGGAAAGAUUCGAAGGCGUUGAAGGCGUAGCUCACGUGAUAGACCCUAAGGCGAUGUCAAAGGAGACUUUGUACGGUGUACUGGACCCCAACACUCGCGAAUGGACCGAUGGACUGUUCACGCACAUCCUCAGAAAAAUCAUUGACAACGUCCGCGGUGAAAUCAACAAGCGCCAAUGGAUCAUAUUCGACGGCGACGUGGACCCCGAGUGGGUGGAGAACUUAAACUCUGUGCUUGACGACAAUAAACUGCUCACGCUGCCCAAUGGCGAGCGUCUGUCGCUGCCGCCCAACGUGCGCGUCAUGUUUGAGGUCCAAGAUCUUAAAUAUGCUACCCUUGCUACGGUCUCGCGUUGCGGUAUGGUUUGGUUCUCACAGGACGUACUCACUACCGAAAUGAUCUUCGAAAACUAUUUGUUGAGACUGAGAAACAUUCCCCUGGAGGACGGCGAAGAAGACUCGUUCAGCAUCGUGAUGGCCGCUCCGGCGGCGGGCGGUGAUCAAAACGCUACCGAAAACAUCCUGUCUCCAGCUUUACAGACUCAACGCGACGUGGCCAUGAUUCUCCAACCUCUGUUCUUCGGCGACGGCUUAGUUGUGAAAUGCUUCGAACGCGCUAUCUCGCUCGAUCACAUUAUGGACUUCACUCGGCAUCGGGCGCUGUCCUCCUUGCACUCCAUGUUGAAUCGCGGUGUUAGGAACAUUCUUGGCUACAACCGGCAGCAUCCCGACUUCCCAGUAACAAACGAACAGUUGGAAGCGUACGUGCCCAAGUGGCUCGUCUACUCCCUUCUCUGGUCCUUCGCUGGUGACGCUAAGCUAAAGGAUCGUAAUGAGUUGGGCGACUUCAUAAGAUCUGCCAGCACUAUGCCUCUACCUAACUGUGGUCCCAAUCAACACAUCAUUGACUUCGAGGUGUCGAUCACCGGGGAGUGGGUGCCUUGGUCGGCCAAGGUGCCGCAGAUCGAGGUGGAGACGCACAAGGUGGCGGCGCCCGACGUGGUGGUGCCCACGCUGGACACGGUGCGCCACGAGGCGCUGCUCUACACCUGGCUCGCCGAGCACAAGCCGCUCGUACUAUGCGGGCCGCCCGGCUCCGGUAAGACCAUGACGCUGUUCUCUGCGCUCCGUGCGCUGCCCGACAUGGAGGUGGUCGGGCUCAACUUCUCCUCCGCCACCACGCCUGAGCUCCUGCUGAAGACCUUCGACCACUACUGCGAGUACAGGAAGACGCCUAAUGGAGUUGUGUUGGCGCCUGUGCAGCUGGGCAAAUGGCUCGUGUUGUUCUGCGACGAGAUCAACUUGCCCGACAUGGACCAGUACGGCACGCAGCGCGUCAUCUCCUUCCUGAGGCAGCUGCUAGAGCACAAAGGCUUCUACAGAGCGAGCGAUCACUCAUGGGUCCACUUGGAGCGCAUCCAGUUUGUGGGCGCGUGCAACCCGCCGACGGACCCGGGCCGCAAGCCGCUGUCGCACCGCCUGCUGCGGCACGUGCCCGUCAUCUACGUCGACUACCCCGGCGAGACCUCGCUCGAACAGAUUUACGGAACGUUCACCCGAGCCAUGCUGCGUAUGCAGCCCGCUCUUCGCGGCUACGCAGAACCUCUGACCCAAGCCAUGGUCAAGCUGUACCUCGCUUCACAGGAACGCUUUACGCAAGACAUGCAGCCGCAUUACGUGUACUCGCCCAGAGAGAUGACCAGAUGGGUGCGAGGCAUCUGUGAAGCUAUCAGGCCUCUUGACAACCUGAACGUGGAAGGUCUGGUGAGACUGUGGGCGCACGAAGCUCUGCGUCUCUUCCAGGAUCGAUUGGUAGAAGAGUCCGAAAGGCAGUGGACCGAUGAGAACAUCGAUACUGUUGCUAUGAGGUUCUUCCCAGGUAUUAACCGCGAGCAGGCAUUGGCCCGCCCCAUCUUGUACAGCAACUGGCUCAGCAAGGACUAUGUGCCGGUAGAGAGGGAUCAACUGCGUGAAUACGUCAAGGCCCGACUAAAGGUGUUCUACGAAGAAGAGUUAGACGUACCGCUCGUCCUCUUCGACGAAGUGCUGGACCACGUUCUUCGUAUCGACCGUAUCUUCCGUCAGCCGCAAGGGCAUCUGCUGCUCAUCGGUGUCUCCGGCGCUGGCAAGACCACGCUCAGUCGCUUCGUGGCCUGGAUGAACGGCCUUAGCAUCUUCCAGAUCAAGGUGCACAACAAGUACACGGGCGCGGACUUCGACGAGGACCUGCGCUCGGUGCUGCGGCGCGCCGGCUGCCGCGACGAGAAGGUCGCCUUCAUACUGGAUGAGUCCAACGUGCUCGACAGCGGCUUCCUAGAGCGCAUGAAUACUCUACUGGCCAACGGAGAGGUGCCGGGCUUGUUCGAAGGCGACGAAUUCGCAGCGCUCAUGACGCAAUGCAAGGAAGGCGCGCAGCGAGAGGGCCUGAUGCUCGACUCCAACGACGAACUCUACAAGUGGUUCACUGGACAAGUGAUGCGCAACUUGCACGUUGUGUUCACGAUGAAUCCCUCCUCAGAGGGACUCAAGGACCGUGCCGCGACGUCGCCCGCUCUGUUCAACCGUUGCGUGCUCAACUGGUUCGGUGACUGGAGCGAUGGAGCCCUAUUCCAGGUUGGCAAGGAGUUCACGCUGCGCAUGGACCUGGAGUCGGCGGAGUACGUGCCGCCCGAGCUGUUCCCGGCGGCGUGCGGCGAGGUGGGCGCGCGGCCGGCGCACCGCGCGGCCGUGGUGAACGCGUGCGUGUACGUGCACCAGACGCUGCACCGCGCCAACCGCCGCCUCGCCAAGCGCGCCAACCGCACCAUGGCCAUCACGCCCAGACAUUAUCUCGAUUUCAUCCAGCAAAUGGUGAAGUUGUACGCCGAGAAGCGAGCGGACUUGGAAGAGCAGCAACUCCACUUGAACGUGGGUCUCGGGAAGAUUGCCGAAACCGUGGAACAGGUCGAAGAAAUGCAGAAGAGUCUCGCUGUCAAGUCACAGGAACUACAACAAAAGAACGAAGCCGCCAACGCCAAACUGCGGCAGAUGGUUAAAGACCAACAAGAAGCCGAGAAAAAGAAAGUCGAGAGCCAGGAAAUUCAGGUCGCUCUAGAGAAGCAAACCAAGGAGAUCGAAGCGAAACGCCGCGACGUUAUGGCGGACUUGGCGCAGGUCGAGCCCGCUGUCAUCGAGGCGCAAAACGCGGUCAAGUCGAUAAAGAAGCAGCACCUGGUGGAAGUGCGGUCCAUGGGCAACCCGCCGGCGAUCGUCAAGGUGGCGCUAGAGUCUAUCUGCUUGCUGUUGGGCGAGAACGCGACGGACUGGAAGGCCAUCCGAGCCGUGAUCAUGCGAGAAAACUUCAUCAACAGCAUCGUCUCCAACUUCUCUACCGAGGACAUAACUGACGAUGUCCGCGAGAAGAUGAGGACCAGAUAUUUGAGCAAUCCCGACUACAACUUCGAGAAGGUCAACCGAGCCAGUAUGGCUUGCGGGCCUAUGGUGAAAUGGGCUAUCGCUCAGAUCGAAUACGCGGACAUGUUGAAACGCGUGGAGCCGCUCCGCAACGAGCUGCGCGCGCUCGAGGACCAAGCGCAGACCAACGUGACGGCCGGCGACGAAGUUCGCGACCUGAUCGCGCAGUUGGAGAAGUCCAUCGCGAGUUACAAGGAGGAGUACGCGCAGCUCAUCAGCCAGGCGCAGGCCAUCAAGACCGACUUGGAGAACGUGCAGGCCAAGGUGGACAGGUCCAUCGCGCUCCUGAAGAGUCUCGUGAUCGAACGCGAGCGCUGGGAAUCAAGCUCGGAGACGUUCCGCUCGCAGAUGAGCACCAUCGUCGGAGACGUGCUGUUGUCUGCCGCCUUCAUCGCGUACGGCGGGUACUUCGACCAGCAUUACCGUCAAAAUCUAUUCUCGACGUGGACCGCCCACCUGGCCGCGGCCAACAUCAAGUACCGCGCCGACAUCGCGCGCACCGAGUACCUCAGCAACCCCGACGAGCGGCUGCGUUGGCAGGCCAACGCUCUGCCCACCGACGAGCUGUGCGUCGAGAAUGCCAUCAUGCUGAGGCGCUUCAACCGCUAUCCACUCAUCAUCGAUCCAUCAGGCCAAGCGACCGAGUUCAUCAUGCGCGAGUUCCGAGAACGCAAGAUCACCAAGACGUCGUUCCUGGACGACUCCUUCCGCAAGAACCUCGAGUCGGCGCUGCGGUUCGGCAACCCGCUACUUGUGCAGGACGUGGAGAACUACGACCCGAUCCUGAAUCCGGUGCUGAACCGCGAGCUGCGCCGCACGGGCGGCCGCGUGCUCAUCACGCUCGGCGACCAGGACAUCGAUCUCAGUCCCUCCUUUGUCAUCUUCCUCUCCACCAGGGACCCAACGGUGGAGUUCCCGCCGGACAUGUGCUCGCGUGUGACGUUCGUCAACUUCACGGUGACUCGCUCCUCGCUCCAGUCCCAGUGUCUCCACCGCGUGCUCAAGGCUGAGCGGCCCGACAUCGACACCAAGCGCUCCGAUCUGCUCAAACUGCAAGGCGAAUUCCAUCUCCGCCUGCGCCAACUGGAGAAGUCUCUGCUGCAAGCACUCAACGACGCCAAAGGCAAGAUCUUGGACGACGACUCGGUCAUCGCUACGCUCGAGACGCUCAAGAAGGAGGCCGACGACAUCGGCCAAAAGGUUGAAGAAACUGACAAAGUUAUCGCUGAAAUCGAGACAGUCAGCCAGCAAUACCUGCCUCUUUCCCAAGCAUGCAGCAGCAUAUACUUCACGAUGGAGUCGCUGAACCAAGUCCACUUCCUGUACCAGUACUCGCUGAAGAUGUUCUUGGAUAUCUUCAGCUCGGUCCUCGUGUGUCCGAUGCUUAACGGCGCGUCGGACUACACCGCCCGGCUUAGCAUCAUUACUGAGGAACUGUUUACGGUGGUUUACGAGCGCGUAGCCCGCGGCAUGCUGCACACGGACCGCCUCACGUUCGCCCUCCUACUGUGCCGCAUCCACCUGAAAGGAACCGGCGCCGAGGACACCUUAGACCAGGCCUUCGCCACGUUCCUGCGCGGCAAGGAGGGCUUCGUGUCGCACUGCGCGCCGCUCGAGCCGCUCACGCAGCAGCAACACGAUGCCGCUGCGAGGCUUAGCUCUAGACUGGUGGCGUUCAGGCGGCUGCUGGAGAAGGCGGGCGAGCUGCCGGAGCUGGCGGCGUGGCUGGCGCAGGCGGCGCCCGAGCAGUGCGUGCCCACACUGUGGGACUCGAGCCCCAGCGCGCCGCCCGCGCCGCACACGCUCGCCAUGUACCGCCUGCUGCUCAUACAGGCGUUCCGGCCGGACCGUGUGAUCGCAGCAGCCACUCAGCUGGUGGCCGCCGUACUGGGCGCCGGUUUCAUGGCUAAGGCCGAGACCGAGUUCGACCUCGCCUCCAUCACCGAGCACCAGCUAAACGCCACCACCCCUGCGUUGCUGUGCUCCGUGCCCGGAUACGACGCUAGCGGUCGAGUGGAUGACAUGGCGACAGAGCUGAACAAGCCGCUGUCGAGCAUCGCCAUCGGGUCCGCGGAGGGCUUCAACCAGGCCGAGCGCGCCAUCAACACCGCCUGCAAGACCGGCCGAUGGGUGAUGUUAAAGAACGUGCACCUCGCGCCGGUGUGGCUCGUGCAGCUCGAGAAGAAGCUCCACUCGCUGCAGCCGCACCCGGCCUUCAGGCUGUUCCUCACCACGGAGAUCAGCCCCAAGCUGCCCGUGAACCUGCUGCGCGCCGGCCGCGUGCUCGUGUUCGAGCCGCCGCCCGGCAUCCGCGCCAACCUGCUGCGCACCUUCGCCACGGUGCCCGCUGCUCGUAUGAUGAAGCCUCCUUCAGAACGCGCGCGUCUCUACUUCUUGUUGGCGUGGUUCCACGGCAUCGUCCAAGAGCGGCUCCGCUACGUGCCACUGGGCUGGGCCAAGUACUAUGAGUUCAACGAGUCAGACCUGCGCGUGGCCUGCGAUACUCUCGACACCUGGAUUGACGCUACGGCUAUGGGCCGCACCAACCUGCCUCCCGAGAAGGUGCCAUGGGAGGCGCUAGUGACCCUCCUCUCGCAAUGCAUCUACGGAGGCAAGAUCGACAACCUGUUCGACCAACGGCUGCUGCACUCUUUCCUGUGCAAGUUGUUCACGCCAAGGUCAUUCGAAGCGGACUUUGCUCUUGUCGCUAACGUCGAUGGGGCGAGCGGCAACCAGAGGCACAUCACCAUGCCCGACGGCAACCGGCGCGACCACUUCCUCAAGUGGAUCGAGGAGUUGUCCGAUAGGCAGACUCCGUCCUGGCUCGGCUUGCCCAACAACGCUGAAAAGGUUUUGCUGACAACGCAAGGCAGCGACCUGGUGUCGAAGCUGCUGAAGAUGCAGCAACUGGAGGACGAAGAGGAGCUCGCAUACAACGCCGCUUCGCAGGACGACAAUGCGUUGGUGGUGGAGGGCGACGGCCGCCCGGCUUGGAUGAAGUCUCUCCACCAAACAGCCACUGGAUGGCUGCAGCUCCUGCCUGAGAAACUACCGACGCUGCGCCGUACAGUGGAGAAUAUCAAAGACCCGCUGUACCGCUUCUUCGAGCGUGAGGUCGCCGCCGGAGCUUCGCUGUUGGCUCAAGUGCACCACGAUCUCAGGAACGUGCUCGCUAUCUGUCAGGGCGAGAUGAAGCAGACGAACGAGACGCGGUCGAUGGUGGGCGCGCUGGUCCGCGGCAUGCUGCCGGCCGCCUGGAAGCGCUACGCGGUGGCGCGCGGCUGCACGGUGCGGCAGUGGGUCGGCGACUUCGCGCGCCGAGUGCAGCAGCUCGCCACCGUCUCCGAGUGCGUGGCCACGGACAAGGGCGCCCGCCGCCUGCAGAGCAUCCCUGUGUGGCUCGGAGGUCUCCUUAACCCGGAGGCGUACAUCACGGCCACCCGCCAGUGCGUGGCGCAGGCUAACUCGUGGUCGCUUGAAGAACUACACUUGCAGGUGACGAUACCGGAACCGGGCACGGAAGCCGCGGACGCGACCGAGUGGUCGUUCCAGGUGACCGGGCUCAAGCUGCAGGGCGCCACGGUGAAGGGCAACCGGCUGCUGCUCACCAACACCAUCAUGGUGGACCUGCCGCUCACCGUGCUCACGUGGAUACGGUACGUGUUGUAUCCUCGUAUUUCAGCGCUGACGCUGCCGGUGUACCUGAACAGCGCGCGCUCCGAGCUGCUGUUCACCGUGCGCCUGCCCGUCGCGCCCGGCCAGGAGCCGCACGCCUUCUACGAGCGCGGCGUGGCGCUGCUCACCUCCACGGCGCUCAACUAG
Cydia fagiglandana is the source of this 14039-nucleotide messenger RNA. It is a transcript of the gene Dhc64C, whose product is annotated as dynein heavy chain, cytoplasmic. The coding region runs from base 90 to 14039 and encodes 4649 amino acids. Gene Ontology annotation, molecular function: dynein light intermediate chain binding; dynein intermediate chain binding; ATP hydrolysis activity. The transcript has 94 exons. The record is from RefSeq and is a predicted model, not a curated record. Lineage: Eukaryota; Metazoa; Arthropoda; Insecta; Lepidoptera; Tortricidae. Gene Ontology annotation, biological process: microtubule-based movement. Gene Ontology annotation, cellular component: axonemal dynein complex.